This is a messenger RNA of Danio aesculapii, 704 nucleotides long. RefSeq names its product CCHC-type zinc finger, nucleic acid binding protein b (gene cnbpb). NCBI's taxonomy places the organism in Eukaryota, Metazoa, Chordata, Actinopteri, Cypriniformes, Danionidae. Gene Ontology annotation, molecular function: mRNA binding; translation regulator activity; zinc ion binding. The record is from RefSeq and is a predicted model, not a curated record. Gene Ontology annotation, biological process: positive regulation of cytoplasmic translation. Gene Ontology annotation, cellular component: cytoplasm. The transcript has 5 exons. Bases 134 to 619 code for a protein of 161 amino acids.
CGGGGCAGCAAGGGGGAGGGGUCUGCCGUCAGCGUGCCGUGCGCAAACCGCGUGUGGCGCAGCGCAGAGAGGAGGAACCGAAAAUAAACAGCAACGAGUCACGUCGCCGAGUUGUAGGGUGAAGUCUGAGGAUAUGAGCAGCAACGAGUGCUUUGGUUGUGGCCGUACGGGUCACUGGAUCAAGAACUGCCCCAAUGCUGGACGUGGACGUGGGAAGGGCCGUGGCAGAGGAAAAGAUCUUUUCUGCUAUCGCUGUGGAGAACCAGGCCACGUUGCGAGGGAUUGUGAGAGGACUGAAGAUGCGUGCUACAACUGCGGCAGAGGCGGCCACAUCUCCAGGGACUGCAAGGAGCCCAAGAAGGAGCGCGAGCAGGUGUGCUAUAACUGCGGUAAAGCCGGACACAUGGCCCGCGACUGCGACCACGCCAACGAGCAGAAAUGCUACUCCUGCGGUGGAUUCGGACACAUCCAGAAGGGUUGUGAAAAAGUCAAGUGCUACAGGUGUGGAGAGAUCGGCCACGUGGCCGUUCAGUGCAGCAAGGCCAGCGAAGUCAACUGCUACAACUGCGGCAAAUCAGGCCACGUGGCGAAGGAGUGCACCAUCGAGGCCACCGCUUAAUCUCGCCGCCUCCUUCGCCCCUCCUUUUUCUGAUUGAUGGUUGUAUUAUUUUCUCUGAAUCCUCUUCACUGGCCAACGGUUGGCA